Molecule: messenger RNA, 549 nt
Organism: Strongylus vulgaris
Lineage: Eukaryota; Metazoa; Nematoda; Chromadorea; Rhabditida; Strongylidae
Source: the annotation of a GenBank genome assembly
AUGUCCAUGCGGAACGUUGUUUCUGCUUGGAACGAUGGUGUUGGGUCUCGGUACCAAUCAUACUGUACACUUCCGCGGCCGGAAGAGGUUGAUCCAGAAACACUUAGUGAGAUGCACUCAAACCUCCACGCAUUCUAUGGACCUACUAUACCAAAGGUAGUUUCUCGACCGCCUUCAGCGGCAUCUCUUGUGCCUGGGCUGGGCCCUGGUAUGGCCUCCGACUUCAUUCAUCCUACAUCCGCUUUCAAUGGAACUGCUGUGGGAAUGAAUGUGCCUCCUCCAACACCACACAAGCAAAGGGAGAUUGUUAGUUGGAACACUCUCAGUCUGAUUUGCAGCAUGCAAGUGCUCUGCUCACUUGCCAUUUUUGGUUUGGGAGUGGGUCGUAUGUUGCAAGGGGCAAAGUGGGCUAUUGGUAUAGAACUAGCCUAUGCCCUUGUAGCCAUGAUAGCUGGGUUAUCCGGAAUUUACUCAGUUCGACAGCGAAGCUACGCUGCUGCUGCUUUCGUUUUCACACUCAGUGCAUUUAGCACUCUUUUAGCUAUACCA